UUAAAGUGAGUCAUCCUUCGGCAAAACUCAGAAAAAAAUACCUACAAAGCAGAAGGCAGUACUGUGAGUCAUUUGUAGGGACGAAACAGGACUGAAGCGCGCCAGCACUGAGUUCAUUCCAGAAAGUAGGUGCACAAGAGACAUUUUCAUUUUAUGGUUUUCUCGCAGAACAACUUAAGCAAGCCUAUUAUUAGUCACUGCCUUAAAGCGGGGAAACAUCUUCUUUUAAUCCAAACCUGUGUACUUGGACUAAAUGAGCACGCGCACAGCCUCUAAUAAAAACGUAAUUUUAAGUGACUCCUAGGAUCUGGAUGGUUUAAAGCUGCUUGAACGUUUAUAAUAAUUGGGAUAUUUAUCUAACUUUAUUAAGCACUGUAUAAAGAUAAGGACAGCAGCUUGGUUUUGGAGGUGUAUUUUUUUUCUCCCCCCCCACAAAGAAGACGCAGACUCAGUGUCGGAACUUACUCUGAACCUGUUUUUUUUUUUUUUUUUUUAUUUUUAUUUUUUAUUUUGUCCCUCUGGAUAAUGUACCAGGAGUACUGCGGCAGCAGCGGCGCGUCCCCGGUGAGAGUGGACUCGUUCACGAGCGGAACAGGCGGCAGUCCGAUCUCAGCCUCCGGAUACCAGAAGUACAGAGUCGACAUGCCCGGAUCUAGCAGUGCCUUUAUUCCAACCAUUAAUGCCAUAACCACCAGCCAGGACCUGCAGUGGAUGGUCCAACCCACAGUCAUCACAUCAAUGUCUAAUCCAUACUCACGCACUCAUCCGUACGGCCUCUCAGUGCCCAGCGGUCCCAGCCUCCUCAACCACACAGCCCUCACACGCCCUGGGGUCAUCCGCUCCAUCGGCGAUGCCCGAGGACGACGCAAGAGAGAUGAACAGUUGACACCAGAGGAAGAGGAGAAAAGGAGAGUGAGGCGAGAAAGGAACAAGCUGGCUGCUGCUAAGUGCCGUAACCGUAGGCGAGAGCUGACCGAAAUGCUGCAAGGGGAAACCGAGAAGCUGGAGGAGGAAAAGGCCGACUUGCAGAAAGAGAUCGAGACGCUCCAGAAGGAGAAAGACAAGUUGGAGUUCAUGCUCGUGGCUCACAACCCCGUGUGUAAACUUCCUCCAGAGGAGCGUCACCAGAGCGCCCUACCUGAGCAGUGUGCCCCUCUGCCACUUACCACCAUGCGCCCAAACCUAGCAUCCCGGUCGCUCAAUUCCCACAACCCUAUCGUGGUGAAGCAGGAGCCCAUGGAGGACGGCGAUGAGCAGGAGCAGGUGAAGAGCCAGCACUCGGUCAUCAAGCCCAUCUGCCUGGGUGGUGGGAUUUACUGCUCGGACGGAGACAGCCUCAACACUCCCGUGGUUGCUGCUUCCACUCCGGUGUCCACUCCUAGCAACCCUAGCCUCAUCUUCACUUACCCCAACAUGCUGGAGCCCGAAAGCCCUUCGCCCUCCUCAGAGUCGUGCUCCAAAGCCCACCGGCGCAGCAGUAGCAGCGGAGAUCAAUCCUCAGACUCGCUCAACUCGCCCACCCUGCUGGCUCUCUGAGAAACGCAUCUUCAUUAGCCCUUUCAGCUCAGCACUCUUCACCAACGAGUCCCCUACACGGGACGGACCCAGAACCUCAUCUCUACGGAGCCGAGAACUCUCAAGGGCUACCUUGCUCGUUUUAUUUAACCAUCUCAAAAGGGAAAUGUCUUUUAAGUGUUUGUGACCUAUUUUUUUUUGCCCACACGCCAUUUCAGCUACCAGAUCAACCCGGACUGAAAAAACGUCAGAAUCAAACGGCGAGAAGGACAAGAGUCGACACCUACAACUGCAGAAUUCCAAAUCGCUUUACAUCGGUCUGGGGUGGGAAACUACCUAUUUCCUGUUUGUUCACGAAAAGUUCGGGACGAUAAAAGGGAUUGGGGAGACGUGUGAAAAGUCACAUUCCUGCUCGGUACACAGUUUGGGAUCGGACACUACAGAAUCAAGCACAUGUCUUCAAAACCAGCGUGACAUUUACACGAUUCACACUUUUUGUAUUUAUGACCUGUGUUUCUAUUGUCCACGUGUAUAUUGUGUCCUGCUGAAUUCCUCAGUGUCUGACAGAAAAGAAACAAACAUGUAUUAUUAAAGGCUGACCUCUUCAACUCUUUAUCUCUACCUGGCAUGUUGUAAAACCUUUACAUUACUUUUUCUAUAUAUAAUUAAACACACACAUACACACUUCGCUGAAGUUAAUGUCAGGGAUCUUUUAUUUUUCUUUUCUUUUUUUUUUUUGUCUGUGUGAUGGAGUCACACAAGCAUUAAUGAAAGCAAUCAAGUCAGAACACAGGCGUGUGUACCUGAGGACAAACUCUAGCCAUAUUAGGUUCAGCCUCAAACCCUUUACACGGCAAUACUGCUUUUUAUUGGGGCAGACACUGUGGUAUUAAAAAUGGAAAUUAUGACUAUGUAUUACUUUUAUAGUGUACUUUUAUGGCUUGAUCAAUAAAUGUCUUUUUGUGCAGACUUUCAGCUGAGACAUAACCAAGCCAAAUGGGCACUUGUCCCUCCAGCACUGGUUGGGCCUCGAUUGCCAGAAACAGGAGCAGAUGCACUAUUGUUACUGCACUCUGAUUGAAAAGAAAUCGGCAUUCUUCUUACGGUCCAACUUUAGAAGGACUGUAACGGAUGCCUGUGUGGUCCAGAACAACGAUAUCCCAAAAAAAAAGAAAAAAAUCUCAUUUCUGGUUGUGAAGAAAGAAUAUCAAUUGCAAUAUUUCUGAGUAAACUGUUUACUGUAAACAAACAUUCCUUUCGGAAAAGCAGACGGGACGCAGUGCGGAGACCUCUGCCGAUUUGUUGGGAGACUGAAGAGAACAAAAGCGGGGAAAAUGCUGACUUGAAGAUUUGAAGGAUUUAUUCUUUGUCACUUAUUUAUGUCGGGGAUUUUCAAGUCUGCUAAGGAUCUGCUCAGAAUUAUCAUAGUGUUUUGAAGCAAGGGAGUAAGAGUUUAAUGGGGGGGAAAUCAAUACAAUACCAAAAACAAAAGAGGGAGAGAGAUAGUGAAAGACUGAGUUUUAUCCAGUCUGCCUGUGAGUUCUUGAACUACAUAGAUCAAGCCAUCUUUAAGCCCUAUGUACAUGUCCUGCUUUUUCUGAACAAUAGUUUCUCUUUUGUAAUUGCUUUAACUGUUUAAAAGGCAGAAAAUGACGACAAAAACAGCAAUAUGUAUGUCAGUGUUUGUUCUUUUUUUGGUUAUUUAAAUGGAUUAUUAUUAUAAAUAAUAAUAAAACAUGCAAAUGGUAUUCUCGAUAGUUGUACUAUUUCUUGUCCAUGAACAUUUUUGUUUCUGAUCAUGUUGGUGGGUAUCUCAUGCUUGUUGGAGUUUCUUCUUCUUUUAAGUCGGUUUGUAUUUGGAUGAAUGCACCUCUCUCAUCCAUCCCAGUAGGCAAUAACACUCCAAGAUCUUAACACAGAGCCAUAUGCAAAAAUGUGCACUUAAUAUGAGGACGUAUUGCCAGUGGAAACAUUAUUAACAUUAACCGUAAACUUUCCUGAGCAAAAAAAAAAACCUGAAAGGGAUAUUCAUCACCUCCGAUUUAGCGCUCUUUACAUAAAAUCAAGUGUGUGCAGAUUUGGUGAAAGGAUAGAAAUGUAUUUUUAGGAUUGACUCGUACCCCUGGACAGAACUGGUGGGCAAGGUGCAUUCAGAACCUGCUAUUAUUAUAUCAUUAUUAUUAUUUUUUUUUUAUGAAUAUGAGUCAGUAUUUCACCUGAUGAAAUUAUGUAAUAAAUCCUGAUUCUUUACUUGGUUGACAUGGUGUUAGGAGUGAUCUGUUUGCAAAAAAAAAAAACAACAACAAAAAAAAAAGGCUUUUACAGUUGUGUGUGGAGCUGUAUGUGUCUGUUGUGAAAAGGUCUUUCUUUUAAAAUAAAUAUAAAAAGUUA
Molecule: messenger RNA, 3906 nt
Organism: Hemibagrus wyckioides
Lineage: Eukaryota; Metazoa; Chordata; Actinopteri; Siluriformes; Bagridae
Gene: fosl2
Product: FOS like 2, AP-1 transcription factor subunit
Exons: 4
Coding region: 526-1536 (336 amino acids)
Biological process (GO): regulation of transcription by RNA polymerase II
Cellular component (GO): nucleus
Molecular function (GO): RNA polymerase II cis-regulatory region sequence-specific DNA binding; DNA-binding transcription factor activity, RNA polymerase II-specific
Source: RefSeq, a predicted model, not a curated record